Molecule: messenger RNA, 954 nt
Organism: Suillus subalutaceus
Lineage: Eukaryota; Fungi; Basidiomycota; Agaricomycetes; Boletales; Suillaceae
Exons: 3
Coding region: 1-954 (317 amino acids)
Source: RefSeq, a predicted model, not a curated record
AUGGUCAGAUACAAUGAAUCCCUGGCCAAAGAUGAAUCCGGUCAAAGUGAGAAACAAGAGCAAACUCUUUUGGAUAAAUUCCCUCCUGAAGAACAGCUUGUCUUAACAACACCAAGUGUCAUAAUUGAUUCCGGAGGCAGAAUUAUUGUCUGGUAUUUGCCUGGUGCAAUGACCGGUAUGAUAAUGACUGAUAUGCAUUGUGCCACAAAUUCCAUGGGCAAUUUGUUGGAUAGUAGCAUCACAACCGGCAAGCCCACUGAAUGGAGGACCCACAAGUCCAAUUUCUAUCCGAGUCUGGAUGGGAAGAUCACAACCGGUUGUAUCAAUAUAUCGCCAGCAUGGUUUCAGCAAGGAAGAGAGAAACAUGGUUUCCCAAAUCUUGAUCCGGAAGAUGGCUUCUCACCGGAUGUAUCGGCCACAUUGAAAGGUGAUGUUGGUCGUAAUAUCAUGACCUCCCUUCAAAGGUCAGGUAUCCUUGUCUCCACUGCACUUCAGGUCAUGCACCCAAAUCUUUAUCAGGCUGGAAUCAAAACCCAAGUCAGGUUGGGUGAAUGGGCGACCCGACAUCGGUUACAUGAUAUGACCUAUCAUCUAAAACAUUGGACAUCUGUCUUCAAUGUGGUGUCGGUCAUUUGCAACCGCCGGUCACCACCUCAUAGGGAUCCGAAAUGUCGACCGGAGGCAUUUGAUAUCAUGACAACUGCAGGUAUUUAUCACUCGGUCAUAAUGGAUUUCAUGAAUCUUGGAAUCAAGUUUCUAUAUGGCUCCGGGUCAAUGUUGGCUUCAUCAUGUCGCUUUGUGAGACAUCACAUGCACAUGGAAGAGGGAAACCGGAUUGUCACUGCAUGGUACAUGCGAGAUAGCAUCCAUAAUUUUGUCGGAACUCCGAGGACAGACUAUGCAAAAUAUGGCAAUGUUCAAUGCACUGACCCGGUUGAGACGACACAUGUUUAG